AUGGCUGAUAAGUGUCAUUUGUGUCUGCUGGGACUGAUCAUUCUCUCUUCACUUCUCACAGGUACCAGUGGAGUGGAUGAUGUGUUCAUCAAUUCUGGUGAAAAUGUCCGUCUGCCCUGUAAUAAUGCUCUUCAUGGCUGCAAAUCAACUACAUGGAUCUAUAACAGUCAUUCAGCAACAGCUGAACUGAUCAAUUUAGGAGUAAAGAAGAAAGACAUCGAGAGACAUGAGAGACUGAGUCUGGGGUCUGACUGCUCUCUGAACAUCAACAACGUCAUAAAAGAAGAUUAUGGAUUUUACAACUGCCGACAAUAUGUGAAUGACAAACAACAAGGAGCUGAUGCACAUGUUUAUCUGCAUGUUCUUCAUGUCUCUUCAUCAUCCUCACAGACUGAGAUCAGUGCAGGCAGCUCUGUGACUCUCUACUGUCAGUUGUAUUCAUAUACUGGAGUCUCUUGCGAUGAUUGGAUCCGUUCUGAGGGAAUUCAGCUGUUCUGGGUGAAUCAGGCUGGUGUUAAACUGACAAUAUCAGACUCCAGAUAUCAGAUAUCAGCUCCAGGACACUGUAUCAUCACUGUGACUACAACACUCCUGAAUGAAGAUGACAACAGAGAGUGGAGAUGUGAAGUUACUCACAGAAAUCAAGUCAAGACCUCAGUCACAUAUACUGUCAAGAGUUCAGCUCAAGCUGAUUCAGUGACAGCAGUGAUUCCAGUCCACAUCACAAAAUCAACUACAACAACAGCAGUAACUUCUACACGAGCUCCAGUCACUUCAACACUGAUUCCAGUCAGCAGAUCAAACUCUGAGACGACUUCAAGACAAACUACAGCAGCAGCUCCUGCACAAGAUCCAGCACAAACUGAAGACAGUAGGACUAUUGGAUCAAUAGUCAGAGUGAUUGUGAUUAUUGUUGAGUUUGCAGUGUUUGCUGCUCCUACUGUGAUUCUUCUUCAGAUCAUCUGUGCAAGAAGAGCUGGGAGGAAGGACUCACAACACCAAGAUGAAAUAGUGAUGAAUACAAUAUUAUAAUAAAAUAUUCUCUACAAAUAAAAGGC
Labeo rohita (rohu) is the source of this 1058-nucleotide messenger RNA. RefSeq lists its product as uncharacterized. Gene Ontology annotation, molecular function: protein tyrosine kinase binding; MHC class II protein binding. Gene Ontology annotation, cellular component: external side of plasma membrane; membrane raft. The record is from RefSeq and is a predicted model, not a curated record. The transcript has 8 exons. The coding region runs from base 1 to 1032 and encodes 343 amino acids. NCBI's taxonomy places the organism in Eukaryota, Metazoa, Chordata, Actinopteri, Cypriniformes, Cyprinidae. Gene Ontology annotation, biological process: positive regulation of ERK1 and ERK2 cascade; T cell activation; interleukin-15-mediated signaling pathway.